Molecule: messenger RNA, 231 nt
Organism: Phycomyces blakesleeanus NRRL 1555(-)
Lineage: Eukaryota; Fungi; Mucoromycota; Mucoromycetes; Mucorales; Phycomycetaceae
Exons: 1
Biological process (GO): actin filament organization
Molecular function (GO): protein serine/threonine kinase activity
Source: RefSeq, a predicted model, not a curated record
AGAACAAAGAUCUCCUCACCUUACAAUCUAGUACAUGUUACGCAUGUUGGAUUCAAUCCCCAAACAGGCGAGUUUACUGGUCUUCCACGUGAAUGGCAAAUACUGUUAAAAGAAAGUGGCAUCACAAAACGAGAACAGAAAGAAAACCCUCAAGCUGUGCUAGACGUCAUUGGGUUUUAUAAAGAAUCCCGCGAACAAUCGCAGGACAUUGUAUGGGAGAAAUUUGGAAAU